UGCUUUACUUUUUUUCGUGUUUUUUUGUUACGUUCUCCAUCUCUUUUCUUCUGCACCAAAACAUUGGAUUCAGAUGUGUUCUUGUAGCUUCUCUUUUGAACACAAUGUACUCCGUAGCAUGGAUGUGGCUACCAACUAUCCCACUGCGCGCCCUUUCCAUGUUACUCUGCACUCGACCGAUCCACACAAAAGCCAACCUCGCAGACUUUAUCCUGAACUUUACUGCACCUGCCCCUCUAAUCCUUUGACACAUCGCCGGGUCGCGAAGCAGGUGAACGCCUUCGCCGAAGGCUCUUGUUGCCUCCGCCUCCCAUGUCCCAUCCCAUGCUCAUCUCUCAUCCUACGUGCGUAUAGCACAACCUCCUCCAUCAGCUCGCUCAGCUGCUCACUAGCCGUCACUAUCGUUCCAUCGCCUUGCUCUGAAUGCAAGCAUGGCGGCGACCACCACGACACCGACGAUGCCGGCGACGGUCACGCCCCUGCCGGGCUACGGCUACCAGGGCUCGGCCGCGGGCGCAGGCGCAAGCGUGGCGACCGUGCCUGGGCACAGCUCGGGGUCCAUCGGCACGUUCUUCGCCGUGCUCGCCGCGGUCCUUGUGCUCACCUUGCUGUCCUGCGUCUUCGGCCGGGUGUGCGCGGGUCAGGCCGAGGGGCCCGAUGAGCGGUACGACUGCACGCGGCUGGCCCGCCGGUGGUGCGGGUGGCGGUCACCUCGCCGGACCGUGAAGCGGGAGGCGCAGCCGCCGCCCGUGGGGGAGGUGGCCCCUGCACUGCCACAGCCAGAGGAGCCGUGAAGAAGCUGCCACCGCCGAGGUUCAUGGCUUAGCCCUUUCCUCUUCUCUUCUUGAGUUCCAGUUAGCAGCAUAGCCAGCCUGAUAGGAGAAAUAAUCAAUGAAAUUAAAGGCUUAUAUAUAUAUAUAUAUAUAUAUA
Messenger RNA from Phragmites australis (common reed), 930 nucleotides. RefSeq lists its product as uncharacterized. Bases 432 to 794 code for a protein of 120 amino acids. NCBI's taxonomy places the organism in Eukaryota, Viridiplantae, Streptophyta, Magnoliopsida, Poales, Poaceae. The transcript has a single exon. The record is from RefSeq and is a predicted model, not a curated record.